Messenger RNA from Strongylus vulgaris, 273 nucleotides. NCBI's taxonomy places the organism in Eukaryota, Metazoa, Nematoda, Chromadorea, Rhabditida, Strongylidae. The record is from the annotation of a GenBank genome assembly.
AUGCUGAAAUUUGAGUUGUCAGUGGCUACUGAGCGAAUUAUGACUGCGGCUAAGAAGCACGGAUUUGUACGGUUUUGGGAGCUCUCUGAAGCACGGAGCAUCGGCGAAAACCCCAUAUGCUAUUACGAUUCGGCACUGUCUGAUGUGGCAACGACAUUGUUUGAUAGCGUAAAGAAACCGGAAGAAGUGGAAGACGUCGACCCGUCAGAAACGAUGAUGGAUUUACUGAAACUGUUCAUAGUGGCUGAUGUCGAAUGUAUACUCAACUUUUAA